AGACAGCAAGCUCACUAUGUUGCUUCGGGAGUCUUUGGGGAAUAUGAACUGCCGCACCACAAUGAUAGCUCACAUUUCAGCUGCUGCGGGGAACUACGCUGAGACGCUGUCCACCAUCCAGAUUGCAUCAAGGGUCCUCAGGAUGAAGAAAAAGAAAACUAAGUACACAUCAAGUUCUUCUGGAGGAGAGAGCUCUUGUGAGGAGGGCAGGAUGCGGAGGCCAACCCAGCUGAGGCCUUUCCAUUCUAGAAACACUGUUGACCCAGAUUUCCCUAUUUUACAUUUAUCAAGUGAUCCUGAUUAUUCAUCCAGCAGUGAGCAGUCAUGUGACACAGUGAUUUACGUUGGCCCCAAUGGCACGGCCCUUUCUGAUAAGGAACUGACAGAUAAUGAGGGUCCCCCUGACUUUGUUCCCAUAGUUCCUGCUCUGCAAAAGACGAAAAACGAGGGCAGGUUGGAAGAAGUUAGUGAAUCAGGGCCCAGCACAUCUGAAAGAGACUGCCUGAAGUGCAACACCUUUGCAGAGCUCCAGGAGAGGCUGGAUUGCAUAGAUGGCAGUGAAGAGACCGGCAAAUUUCCCUUUGAAGAGAUGCCUGCUCAAUUUAGCUCGGACCAGAUGUCUAAGUGCUCUGUCUCAACCCAGCUGGCAGAGCUUAGCCACUUACCAGACUCAGAUAAGGAAGAUACAAUGCCAGAAUGUCAGCAUCCUGAUAGAGAAGCCAAGGAAAAUACAAAUGCAACACCCAGCAAAACUAAGAGAAAUCACUCCCCUGUUCCUUCUGGAGCUCUUACAAAUGUUUCAACACCUUCUUCUCCCAGGAGUGUAACAGGCAGCUCUAGUAAAGAGCAUAGCUCUUGUCAGUUAGCACACAGCACCAGCUUGCAGAGCAGCAGAGAAAGUCUCAACACCUGUGGAUUUGUGGAAGGCAAACCUCGGCCAAUGGGUUCGCCCCGGCUUGGCAUUGCAAGCCUCUCAAAAACAUCUGAGUACAAGCCUCCAACUUCUCCUUCCCAGAGGUGCAAGGUCUAUACACAGAAAGGAGUCCUACCCAGCUCCACUCCCCCACCGGCUUCCCUGACUAAGGAUGCUGGAAUGAUGUCUAGUGAAUCUUUAUUGCAGACAGAAAUCCGGACCCCACCUGUAGGCAUGAGCCCUCAGAUCAUGAAGAAGCCAGUGUCCUCCAGCAGUGGGGAUUUUGAAGAGACCGUUCUUGAUGAAGAUGGGCAACAAAGCAUUUCUCCAGAAUCCAAGAAGGAGAUUCUGAGCACCACCAUGGUGACUGUGCAACAGCCAUUAGAGCUGAAUGGCGAGGAUGAGCUGGUGUUCACCCUUGUAGAAGAGCUAACCAUUAGUGGGGUCCUUGACAACGGGCGCCCAACCAGCAUCAUCAGUUUUAACAGUGACUGCUCUGUGCAGGCUUUGGCCUCUGGUUCUAGGCCAGUCAGUAUUAUCAGCAGCAUAUCUGAAGAUCUUGAAUGUUACUCCAGUGCAGCUCCUGUGUCUGAAGUCAGUAUCACACAGUUCCUUCCCCUUCCAAAGUUGGGCCUGGAUGACAAGUCCCAAGAUGAUGGCAGCAGGCGCUCAUCCAUCAGCUCAUGGUUGAGUGAAAUGAGCACAGGGAGUGAUGGUGAACAGUCAUGCCACAGUUUCAUAGCCCAGGCAUGCUAUGGGCAUGGGGAAGCAAUGGCAGAACCUCCUGUCUCCGAGUUUGCGAGCACCAUACAAAGUGCCAGCAUGAUUUGUGUAAGUGACAAACAAAAGCCAGUGACUGACAACAUGCUUAUACUGUCGGAAAUGGGGGAGGAAGCUUUCAGCAAAGUGCCACCCAUCAAAGGCUGUAAAAUAUCAGCUCUAGGGAAAACAACUGUCACAAUCAAAAACACUGCAGGCCUCAACAGCUGUGAAGGCUACAUCCCAAUGAAGACAAACAUUACUGUGUAUCCAUGUAUUGCUGUUAAUCCCUUCAAAGCACAAGACACUGAUGACACUGUACCGGCAGUAACUGCAGACCCAAAGGUUGCUCAUUCCCAUGAUGGGAAAGAAUCCAGUGCUAAGAAGGAUAUCAAAUUUGAAGACCCUUGGCUGAAGAGAGAAGAAGAUGUAAAAAACAAUAGCUCUGGGGUCAGUGAUGGGCUGAGGGCUGACAUGGCCACAGUUCCAGCCAAGCCUGAGCACAGCACAAAGCAGUCCUCAGUGGACAGGUUUAGCAGCAGCAGCAGCAGUGGGGAUGCCUCUAUCUCCCCAGGAUCUGACAGUCUAAAGAGGAUUGUGGAUGGGUGUGAGGUGACAGCGUCCGGCUCUGCAACCCAAAGCCCUGUUCAUUCGAGUGAUGGCCUGAAGAAUGGUAGCCUCCCUCGAGGGUUCCUCAGGGCAAGCAAGCCAGAGGAGCCUGACAGUCACCUCCAUCCUACUGCUACUGACAGUAGCGGAGUCAGCUCUCCUGCCCUCCCCCAGUUUUCUAAGGCUAGCCUCGACAAGAAAGUGGCCUCUCCCAAACACUGUGUCCUCACUCGUCCCAAAGGAACCCCUCCUCUGCCACCGGUAAGAAAGUCAAGCUUGGAUCAGAAGAACAGAGCCAGCCCCCAGCACAGCACAGCCAGCAGCACCACAAGCAGUCCCUCCAGCCAGCCCGGGUCCUUCUUGGCCAGCUUCCCUGAGGAGCUGAAUGCCAAACAGAAGGGCUCUGGCAUUGACAGCAGCAGCAACAACAGCAGCAGCAAGCUCUUCAGUGCCAAACUGGAGCAGCUCGCCAGCAGGACCAACUCCCUCGGGAGGUCUACAGGAAGCCACUAUGAAUGUUUGUCGCUGGAAAGAGCGGAAAGCCUGUCCUCUGUGAGCUCCAAAAUGAGCCCUGGCAAAGACACCACUAUGCCUAGGGCUGGAAGGAGCCUCAGCCGCAGUGUCAUGUCCUCACCCACCAACUCAGGCCUGUCCCAGUCCACAGGUGCCUCCCCAAAAGCCAGCCAGUCAAAGAUCUCUGCGGUCAGCAAGCUCCUGCUGGCAAGUCCCAAGGCCCGCAGCCUGUCUGCCUCUGCCACCAAAACGCUCAGCUUCUCGACCAAGUCUCUGCCUCAAUCUGUAGGGCAGAGCUCCAGUUUGCCUCCGAGUGGGAAGAACAUGUCCUGGUCAACACAGUCCCUCAGCAGAAACCGAGGCUCCAGCCUUGCUUCCAAAUUGCCCCUUCGGGCUGUCAACGGGAGGAUUUCAGAACUGCUCCAGGGCAGCACCAGUGCCAGGGGCUUACAGCCACGGGGAAGCUCGGAGGCAGAUGAGCGCGGGGGCCUUCCCGGGGAUGAGAAGCCAACUGUUCACAUGCUGCCCUCACCUUACAGCAAGAUCACCCCUCCUCGGAAACCUCACCGCUGCAGCAGUGGCCAUGGAAGUGACAACAGCAGUGUCCUGAGUGGGGAGCUGCCCCCUGCCAUGGGGAAAACUGCCCUCUUCUAUCACAGCGGGGGGAGCAGCGGCUAUGAGAGCAUGAUGAGGGACAGCGAGGCGACGGGCAGCGCAUCUUCAGCACAAGACUCCAUGAGCGAGAACAGCAGCUCUGCGAGUGGCAGGUGCCGAAGUCUCAAAACCCCAAAGAAACGAUCAAAUGCAGGUUCCCAGAGACGGAGACUUAUUCCAGCUUUAUCGCUUGAUACUGCUUCCCCAGCAAGGAAGCCUGCCAACAGCCCUGGGGUCCGCUGGGUGGAUGGGCCCCUGCGAAGUGGGCAGAGGGGGCUGGGGGAGCCCUUUGAGAUCAAAGUCUAUGAGAUAGAUGAUGUGGAGAGGCUCCAGCGGCGACGAGGAGGGGACAGCAAGGAGGUGAUAUGUUUCAAUGCCAAGCUGAAAAUCCUGGAGCAUCGCCAGCAGAGAAUUGCUGAGGUCAAGGCCAAGUACGAGUGGUUAAUGAGAGAACUGGAGGUGACCAAACAGUACCUGAUGCUGGAUCCUAAUAAAUGGCUCAGUGAAUUUGAUCUGGAGCAGGUGUUUGACUUAGAUUCUCUGGAAUACCUGGAAGCCCUGGAAUGUGUGACUGAGCGUUUGGAAAACCGUGUCAACUUCUGCAAGGCCCAUCUCAUGAUGAUUACAUGUUUUGACAUCACCUCUAGACGCCGAUAAAGAACGAACCUCAAGAGAAUAUCUAUGCCCAUUUCUGCCAUCCUCCUUUUCCCUUCUGAAUACCAUCCCAAAGACAACAGAAUGAGGACGAAGGUUGGAGUCAAGUCUCAACUGUGUGUAUGAGAGAUUUGCUUUACUAUACAGAAGAGUAGUAUUAAAAAAAAAAACAAAAAAAACCCAGGAUGAGCAUGAAAAAAGGAGAUAUAAGGUUGUUAGCCUAAAAGAGCACUUUGAGGAACCGUUAAGGACAUGUCUGUAAAUAAGGACUGCUGGCAGAAGACACUUCUUUCCCUGCAUUAGCUGAGGGAGAAGGAAAGGUGGUUGUAGGACUUCCAUUGAGAGGUUCAUUAAAAGAAAACCUAUCCAGAAAAACUGUUUAAGUGCCUUGCAAAUCUUUAUUAUCCAAACAUUUAUGUUCAUACUUUAUUGUGUACAGAUGGUGCUAGUCAAGAAAAGAAAAAAGAAAAAAACAAACACACUUUUGAAAUGUAUUUACAGCUUGUUUUUCUCUUGGUGUUUUCUUCUAUUUCAGACUUGCUGUUUCUAAGUAACUUGUGUUUGUAGAGAUAUUUCCUGAUCAGUACAACAUAUGAAUAAGUGU
Messenger RNA from Antrostomus carolinensis (chuck-will's-widow), 4706 nucleotides. It is a transcript of the gene KIF26B, whose product is annotated as kinesin family member 26B. Gene Ontology annotation, molecular function: microtubule binding; ATP binding; microtubule motor activity. The record is from RefSeq and is a predicted model, not a curated record. The transcript has 5 exons. The annotation marks the transcript as partial. Lineage: Eukaryota; Metazoa; Chordata; Aves; Caprimulgiformes; Caprimulgidae. Gene Ontology annotation, biological process: microtubule-based movement.